This is a messenger RNA of Rhodofomes roseus, 1242 nucleotides long. RefSeq lists its product as uncharacterized. The transcript is spliced from 4 exons. The record is from RefSeq and is a predicted model, not a curated record. Lineage: Eukaryota; Fungi; Basidiomycota; Agaricomycetes; Polyporales; Fomitopsidaceae. Gene Ontology annotation, molecular function: metal ion binding. The coding region runs from base 1 to 1242 and encodes 413 amino acids.
AUGAACUCGACCGCCCAAGCUUGGGCACCUCCUCCUGCAAUUCAAGUGAAUCCGACUGUUUCAGUGCCUCCUCCGAGCGCACCCCAAUAUAGACCUCUAUCGUGGCGAACCACGUUGUGCCGACAUUUUGCUCGCCAUCAUGGAUGGUGUCCGUUGGGCGAAGAGUGCAACUACAUCCAUGACCUCGAACUGGCCGCGAUAGCUCUGGAGGACGUUAGGUUCCCGGGCGGGCGGCCACCUCCUGAAGACAGUCACGGCGACGGGCCACCGCAGGCCGGGAGCAAGCACAGCCAUUGCUGGGCGUACAUUCAAGGCCUCUGCCACGUUGAGAACUGCCCAUAUCUGCAUCCUGUGCAGGCUCAUCUCUUCAUUCGGCACACGCCCUGCCUGCAGUGGCCGAACUGCACGAAGGGCGCGCUCUGCCAGUACAAGCACCCCGAGCCAAUCAUCCCGAAGGUGGGGAGGCUCCCGGCGUCGAUAGGGUCGCCUCCGAGUGCGCGGCCGCAGCCCCCGAGUCCCGUCGAGACGACUCUAGGCGGAGCCGUACAAUACCAAGGAACGACAUACUUCCCUCUCCAAUCCCAGCUUCCAGUGUCUCCGCCUGCGCCGAGCGCGCCGAUCCCAUCCAUGCGCAUCUACGAGCCGCAGAGAAGCAACGAGCCAAUGGUCCCCAUGGGCUACGGCGCGUACCUGGGGUCUCCUCCAUGGCAGCACCAAAUCUCGCCCGUCGCGCACUCGUCACCCAUGCAAUACAGCACGAGCUACUCUUCGAUGUCGUCCAUGGACGCCCCGGGUUUCGCGCUAGACGUACCGCGCAUCCCGGCGCCCAUGCCGCCCAGCUACGGCCUCCAGCCGAGGACCCCUCCGUUCCGGGACCGCUUCAUCUACUCUGCGCACCCGCCGCAGGCUCAGCAAGCCCCAGAUCGAGCGCAGUUGAUGCACUCCCGGGACGCGAGCAUCCCGCGCACGACCGUCCCAGUGCCGCCGUCGAUUGUAGAAGACCUGCGAAAACUGUCUGUUGCCGAGGAAGCUGAGGACCAGUUCCCCUACGUCCCUCCGAAGACACAGCGCGUGGGCCACGCACGUCGAGUCAGCGUAGCCCUGAGGAGCAAGGAGGACACCGACGCACUAGGCCUCUUCUCGGGUGCACCAGAGAGGCAGUCCUGGCAGACGCACGGAAGCCGUUCUACGCACAAGAGCUGGGCGCCGCCCUCGUCCUCGUCAAUGAUGACGUUCCUCUAA